Messenger RNA from Dendroctonus ponderosae (mountain pine beetle), 1328 nucleotides. RefSeq lists its product as uncharacterized. Gene Ontology annotation, cellular component: nucleus. The record is from RefSeq and is a predicted model, not a curated record. Bases 28 to 1197 code for a protein of 389 amino acids. The transcript has a single exon. Lineage: Eukaryota; Metazoa; Arthropoda; Insecta; Coleoptera; Curculionidae. Gene Ontology annotation, biological process: regulation of DNA-templated transcription.
AGCGGGCAAUAUUUCGACGCCGGCUGUAUGGUUUUUCGCAUUACUUGUUCGCUUGCAGAGGCGACAGCACGAAUCGCUAUCGUUUCACUGGUGAGAGUUUCUUCACUUGUGCCUGCCAACAUGGAUGUGCAAUGCAGAAAUAAAGGCGGUGGUGAGGUGAAGUGCGACGAACAGAGCCAAGUUUUAACCAAGUCGGUGAAGCGGCCGUUUGAUGUUGCCUUUCUUAUGCUUCCCGAUGAGAAGCUGAAGCAAAAGCAGACCAAACUGGCGAAAAGUGCUAGUUUCGAUAAGGACGUGGACAUUUGCUACAACAACAACGAGGAAAACGAGGACGAAGAUGUGGAGAUUGAAGAUUCCCCGUGCGAGCUGAAGUUGAACCGUCAGAGCUACUUCACGCAAAAGCAGCAGAUCUUCGAUGACCCCAACUUGAUCAAGAACAAGAACUAUCAAGCCUUGCGUAAGGCGGCCUCGCCAGUGGAACAGAAGAGCGCCUUUACGAAGGUAAAUCUAAAUAAGGAGUCGCGCGUGAGCCCCAGCUUGUCUCUAAGCCCGGACACAAAUUACCAAAACUCCCUUAGCCCUUCGCCGCCCAUUAUCAACAGGCAGUACCAAAAUUUCCCCGCCAAUAUGCUGCCGCAGAACCAGCUGUUCAAGGCUUCACCGCCUCUAUCGGCAUAUCACACCAAUUUCCUGCCGGAAAACUUUCAGCAUCAUCCCGCCAUAGAUGCCCAUUUUCUAGCGAAAAACUCCGGGGAACUGAUCCAUCCGAACUUUCCCAAGAUGCGACCAACAAUGUACAGGCCGGAGUUUUCGUACAAUUAUCAGCAGUUCCAAGGGCAGGAACUGUUAAAAAUCGCUUCGCCCUCAGAGUUGAAGUUUUCCCAAGAGAUCCGCCAUCCGGCAGCGGCGAUUUUAACAUCGCUGCUUCCGCCGUCUUUGGCAGCUCUUUCGCUGCCCGGUCAAAACGUGUGCGCCAAAUGCAACAUCACGUUCCGAAUGACAUCAGAUUUGGUUUAUCACAUGCGAUCACAUCACAAGAAUGAGACCAAUGAUAUGAACCGGCGAAGACGCGAAGAGAAACUCAAGUGUCCAGUUUGCGCAGAGUCGUUCAGAGAACGACAUCAUUUGACAAGACACAUGACCGCUCAUCAGGAUAAGGACGAUGAUGACAAAGAAACGAAAAAAGAUGGACUUUAAGUGAAUUAACUGCUGGAUCUUUGAAAUAUCGGUGUAAUCACUGAGACGACGAUUUUUUGCUUUAUCGAGUAGCCAAUUCGAGGACGUCAAGUUUUUACUGUAUAAUAAAAUAAUAUUUAUGAUAUGUUCAA